CCCAGGUUCAAGAAACAUUUGCCGAAUUUCGAUAUAAAUGACGGGUGGAUUGAGAACCCCGUACAAACGUUUCGGCUUCACUUGGGACAACCAGGUGUAGGAAUUUAACAUGGGCAUCUACUCCGUUGCGAUAGUAAUCGGUGCCCUAGCCGUGGGCGCUCACGCAGCUUGUUGCGACAAAAACCUCAUACAAGAUCUCAGCUUCAAACUGUCCGGAUACAAUGUGCUGUUUCCCUGUCCUAGCACUAAAAACAUUUACGCCUCAAGCGGUAGAUACAUACCCAAAAAUAUUAUCCCCACGAGGUUCCAGAUUCUCAACGAUUACGCCAUUGUCGCUUUAUCCAAGUUCCGCCCAGGAGUGCCUUUCACUCUGGCCAAGUUCUCCUUGAGGACCGAAGGUUGCGUGGCCAGUCUGGAACCUUACCCCUGUUGGAACAUACAAGAAGAAGGUAACUGCAAAGCUAUCCAAAACGCCGUGGACGUUGCCUUGGACGCUGCGAACAACCUAUGGGUUCUCGAUACUGGCAUCGUCAAUACUUUGGAACAGCCCGUUCGCAGGUGUGCUCCUAAACUUUGGGGCUUGAACACCGAAACAGGCGAAGUGAUCAAGUCGAUUAGCUUGGAGCAAUUCACAACCAACGAGAGCAAUCUGCAAUAUUUGAUCGUAGACAUCACAUCCAGCGGCAGCCCGGUAGCCUUCAUCUCUGACGCGGGAGCCGGUGCUUUGAUCGCAAUCAACUUACAAGCGGAAACUGGGUACCGUCUAGUGCUUCCGCCAGCGGUUUCCGAAGGUUGCGGCGUUAAAGACGUCCUCUACGUUCAGCUUGCGCGUAAAGAAAGCGGCAACGUUCUGUAUUUCACUUACCUCGGUUCGCCCAAACUGUUCUCCAUUAAAGCGGAAUAUUUAGAACAGGGUUCAGCCUGCGGGGCGGUAGUCGAGGUGGGCAGGAAACCUCCAGGUACGGGGUUGGUACUGUUGGGCACGGAUAACGGUGAGAACUUGUUCGUGAGAUUCAAGGGCCACAGCGACAUCUACGUGUGGAACACGUGUACCGAAUUUAGCAAGGACAAGUUUGUUCUUGUACAAGCGGGUGACGAUUGCAGGAUGGCAACUCAAGUGGUACCAGGGUACAGGAGGCUAAUGUGGACGCUUGAGAGUAACUUUCACGAUUUUGUUUGCGGACGCACUGGUUGCGUGGGCCCCUCGGUUGUUAUCCAUCCUCUUGUCAAAACCGAUCAUUAGGUGGACUUGUUGAUUGUCUGUGAUGCUUGUUAAUAAAAUUUUU
This is a messenger RNA of Cylas formicarius (sweet potato weevil), 1286 nucleotides long. Its product is annotated as protein yellow. The record is from RefSeq and is a predicted model, not a curated record. Gene Ontology annotation, cellular component: extracellular region. NCBI's taxonomy places the organism in Eukaryota, Metazoa, Arthropoda, Insecta, Coleoptera, Brentidae. Bases 110 to 1243 code for a protein of 377 amino acids. The transcript is spliced from 2 exons.